This is a messenger RNA of Nannospalax galili (Upper Galilee mountains blind mole rat), 920 nucleotides long. RefSeq names its product NK2 homeobox 8 (gene Nkx2-8). Gene Ontology annotation, molecular function: DNA-binding transcription factor activity, RNA polymerase II-specific; RNA polymerase II cis-regulatory region sequence-specific DNA binding. Gene Ontology annotation, cellular component: nucleus. The coding region runs from base 90 to 920 and encodes 276 amino acids. Gene Ontology annotation, biological process: regulation of transcription by RNA polymerase II; cell differentiation. The record is from RefSeq and is a predicted model, not a curated record. The transcript is spliced from 3 exons. NCBI's taxonomy places the organism in Eukaryota, Metazoa, Chordata, Mammalia, Rodentia, Spalacidae.
UGCUCGCCACCCAAGAUGUUAUUCACUGGUAACAAUCCCCAUUCUCUUUCCCCAGUUUGGACUAAUCAGACAAUCGCUAAAGCCUAAGGAUGCUUCCUGCCGCCACUGGGAGCACAUGGAGAGAGCUUCCCAGGUCCACCCAUAGGAGCAGCGUCCCAGCCGCCCCAGGGUUCCCAGUCUGCCCUGCCCCCGCCUUCUUCCCCUUUUCGGCCAUGGCCACCUCCGGACGUCUCAGCUUCACCGUGCGCAGCCUCCUGAAUUUACCGGAGCAGGAUGCUCAGCCCCGGGCCAGGCGCAAGUCAGAGACCUGUGUUCCCCAGGCCGAUCCCUGCACCUCCUGGUUGGAGUCCGAACGCAGCCACUACCCCUCCUCCGACGACAGCAGCCUGGAGACCAGCCCACCGGACUCCUCGCAGCUGGUGUCGGUCAGGCCGGCGUCUCCCGGCUCCGACUCGGAGAAGAGGAAGAAGCGACGCGUGCUGUUCUCCAGAGCGCAGACCUUGGAGCUGGAGCGGCGCUUCCGGCAGCAGCGCUACCUGUCGGCCCCGGAGCGGGAGCAGCUGGCGCGCGUCCUGCGCCUCACACCUACGCAGGUCAAGAUCUGGUUCCAGAACCACCGCUACAAGCUGAAGCGCGCGCGUGCGCCAGCGGCCGCCGAGACGUCGGACCCCUCGGCCUCUGCAGAGCUGCACGCCGCCCCGGGCCCGCUGCGCCGCGUGGUGAUGCCCGUGCUGGUGCACGACGGGCAGCCGUGCAGGGGUGAGGGCAGCGUCGCGGCGGCCCGGGACAAGUGCAGCGCACCCGCGACCGCCGCCUGCCCGGUGCCCGGCUACGCCGCCUUCGGGCGGGGCCCGGCGCUCGGCCUCUUUCCCGCCUACCAGCACUUAGCGCCAGCUGCUUUGGUCUCCUGGAACUGGUGA